Molecule: messenger RNA, 1626 nt
Organism: Nerophis lumbriciformis (worm pipefish)
Lineage: Eukaryota; Metazoa; Chordata; Actinopteri; Syngnathiformes; Syngnathidae
Source: RefSeq, a predicted model, not a curated record
AUGCACAGGGUUCUACUCUUCUUAUUUGCGCUGCUUUGCAUUUGCAGCGCCAACAAAUGGAAAAGGGGUUUUAAAUGUCCUUCAGGAUGUUCGUGCACGAAAGAAACCAUCAUGUGUGUCGGCACCUCUCACGUCCCGCGCACUGUGCCGAGUGACGUCAACUCGCUGAGCAUAGUAAACGGCUCCAUUGCAGAAAUCCCAGAGGGGAUGUUUUCACUAAUGCCAUCCCUGCAGCUACUGCUUCUAAAUGCAAACUCUUUGACAACAAUUAAAGACGAUGCUUUCCAUGGUCUUCCGCAUUUGGAAUAUUUGUUCAUUGAAGGGAAUAAGAUUGAAACCAUCUCCAAAAAGGCCUUCCGCGGACUGCGGGAUCUAACGCAUCUAUCCCUCGCCAAUAACAAAAUGGUAUCCCUGCCAAGAGAUCUCUUUUUUGACUUGGAUUCAUUGCUAGAACUAGAUUUGCGAGGCAAUGCUUUCCAGUGCAACUGUGAGAACAAGUGGCUAAUGACGUGGCUGAAAAACACCAAUGCCACAGUGUCAGACGUCUUCUGUGCAGGCCCUAGUGACAUGAAGGGCAAACGUCUCAAUGACAUCCCCAUCGGAGAAGGCCAGUGCAUGUCUACAGACUUUGUGCGUCACCAAUCCAUUCCCAUUCAGUCCAUGUCGGCAGAUAUCUUCUCCUUUAAGGAGGACAUCUAUGUGGCAAUGGCUGCACCCAACUCCAACAGCUGUGUGGUCAUGGAGUGGGAUCACAUCGAAAUGAAUUUCAGAAAAUUUGACAACAUCACAGGGAAAUCCGUCGUUGGAUGCAAGUCGGUUCUGGUCGACGAACACGUGUUGAUCAUCGUCACACAGCUCUUCGGGGGCUCCCACAUUUACAGGUUUGAUGAUCAGCAGAACAAGUUCACCAAGUUUCAAACCAUCGAGGUGCUCAACAUUUCCAAACCCAAUGACAUUGAAGUCUUCCGCAUGGAUGGUGAGUGGUACUUUGUGAUAGUAGAUAGCUCCAAAGCAGGCCUGUCUACCCUUUACAAGUGGACCGAACAACCAGAUCAAAACCAAACUGGGUUCUAUACCUAUCAGUUCCUCCAUGAGUGGUUUCGUGAUACGGAUGCAGAGUAUGUUGAAAUGGAUGGGAAAUCAUACCUUAUUUUAGCCAGUCGCUCACAAUCGCCCGUUAUUUAUUUAUGGAACAAGAGUACCUUAAAGUUCAUGCUUCACAAUGAAUUCCCCAAUGCCGAUGACGUGGUAGCGGUCAAAUCCUUCAGAUUGGAAAACGAAUUGUAUCUGGCUAUGACUUGCUACAUUGGUGACUCCAAAAUACUUAAGUGGACCAGUAAACAGUUCACGGAGAUGCAAGCUCUUCCCUCUCGAGGAGCAAUGGUCCUACAGCCUUUAUCCUUCUCAAACAGACACUACCUGGCUCUCGGCAGCGAUUACUCCUUCACACAAAUCUACCUCUGGGACACAGAGACCAAAACCUUCCAGAAGUUUAAGGACAUUUACGUGCAAUCCCCACGCUCCUUUUCCCCAGUAACAACUGACCGCAGGAACUUCAUCUUCUCUUCCAGCUUUAAGGGCAAAUCAAUGGUUUUUGAGCAUGUUGUGGUAGAUUUAAGCUUAUAA